Messenger RNA from Phyllostomus discolor (pale spear-nosed bat), 7230 nucleotides. It is a transcript of the gene PDE3A, whose product is annotated as phosphodiesterase 3A. Gene Ontology annotation, molecular function: 3',5'-cyclic-AMP phosphodiesterase activity. Gene Ontology annotation, cellular component: cytosol. The record is from RefSeq and is a predicted model, not a curated record. The transcript has 16 exons. NCBI's taxonomy places the organism in Eukaryota, Metazoa, Chordata, Mammalia, Chiroptera, Phyllostomidae. Bases 19 to 3453 code for a protein of 1144 amino acids. Gene Ontology annotation, biological process: oocyte maturation; positive regulation of oocyte development.
CGGAGAAGAGGGCACACCAUGGCAGCGCCCCGCGAGCUCGCCCGAAUCAAUGACAAGCCCGGCCAAGGUGGGGCAAGUCAACCCCCCGCGGCGGGCCCGGACUGCCGGGGUCGCCCUGGCCCUUCUUCGCCGCGGGACUGCAACUGCCGUGGCUGCUGGGGAGACCUGGUGCUGCAGCCGCUCCGGCGCUCCAGGAAACUUUCCUCCGCGCUGUGCGCGGGGUCCCUGUCCUUUCUGCUGGCGCUGCUGGUAAGGCUCGUCCGCGGGGAGAUCGGCUGCGACCCGGAGCAGAGUAAGGAGGCGGCGGCGGAGGAGGAGGAGGAAGCGCCCCCGGGAGCAGAAGGGGGCGUCUUCCCGGGGCCUCGGGGAGGUGCUCCCGGGGGCGGCGCGCCGCUCAGCCCCUGGCUGCAGCCCACGGCGCUGCUCUUCAGUCUCCUGUGUGCCUUCUUCUGGAUGGGCUUGUACCUCCUGCGUGCAGGGGUGCGCCUGCCUCUGGCCGUCGCGCUGCUGGCCGCCUGCUGCGGCGGGGAAGCGCUAGUCCAGAUAGGGCUGGGCGUCGGGGAGGAUCACUUACUCUCGCUCCCGGCCGCGGGGGUGGUGCUCAGCUGCUUGGCCGCCGUGACAUGGCUGGUGCUGAGGCUGAGGCUGGGCGUCCUCAUGAUCGCCUUGACUAGCGCGGUCAGGACCGUGUCCCUCAUUUCCUUAGAGAGGUUCAACGUUGCCUGGAGACCUUACCUGGCGUACUUGGCCGGCUUGCUGGGGAUCCUCCUGGCCAGGUACGUGGAGCAGAUCUUGCCGCAGCCCGAGAAGGCGGCCACGAGGGAGCAUUUUGGGUCUCUGACUGCUGGAACCAAGGAAGAUAUCCCGGUGUUAAAGAGGAGGAGGCGGUCCAGCUCCGUGGUGUCAGCCGAGAUGUCGGGCUGCAGCAGCAAGUCCCACCGGAGGACCUCCCUGCCUUGCAUACCAAGGGAACAGCUCAUGGGACAUUCAGAAUGGGACCACAAACGAGGGCCAAGAGGAUCACAGUCUUCAGGAACCAGUAUCACUGUGGAUAUUGCCGUGAUGGGUGAGGCUCACGGCCUCAUUACCGACCUCCUGGCAGACCCUUCUCUGCCCCCGACCGUGUGCACGUCCUUGCGGGCGGUGAGCAACCUGCUCGGCACCCAGCUCACCUUCCAUGCCAUCCACAAGCCCAGAGUGAAUCCUGCCGUUUCCUUCAGUGAAAACUACACCUGUUCUGAUUCUGAAGAAAGCUCUGAAAAGGACAAGCUGGCUGUUCCUAAGCGCCUGAGAAAGAGUUUACCCCCCGGUUUGUUGAGACGGGUUUCGUCGACUUGGACAACCACCACCUCAGCCACAGGCCUACCCACUUUGGAGCCUGCCCCAGUGCGGAGGGAUCGCAGCGCCAGCAUCAAACUGCACGAAGCACCUUCACCCAGCGCUCUUAGUUCUGAUUCGUGGAAUAACCCAGUGAUGAUGGCCCUCACCAAAAGCAGAUCCUUCACUUCAUCGUGUGCCAUUUCUGCAGCUAACUAUGUAAAGGCUAAAAAACCAAAUCGACCAGGUGCCCUCACUAAAAUUUCACCUCUUUCAUCGCCCUGUUCCUCACCUCUCCAAGGCACUCCAGCCAGCAGUCCAGUCAGCAAAAUUUCUACAGUUCAGUUUCCAGAAUCUGCCGACACAACUGCCAAACAAGGCCUAGGUUCUCACAGGGCCUUGGCUUACACUCAGAGUGCCCCGGACCUCUCUCCUCAGAUACUCACUCCGCCUGUUAUAUGUAGCAGCUGCGGCAGGCCAUAUGCCCAAGGCAACCCUUCGGACGGGCCCCUGGAGAGAAGUGGCACAGCCAUUGGGACAUCAAGCAGAACAGAUGACACUGCUCAAGUUACCUCCGAUUAUGAAACCAAUAACAACAGUGAUAGCAGUGAUAUUGUACAGAAUGAAGAUGAGACCGAGUGCCCCAGAGGGCCGCAGAGGAAAGCAUCGGCCUGUCGCUCCUACACGCCUGAGGCCAUGAUAUUUUUGGACAAACCAAUUCUAGCUCCUGAACCUCUUGUCAUGGAUAACUUGGACUCAAUUAUGGAACAGCUAAAUACUUGGAAUUUUCCCAUUUUUGAUUUGGUGGAAAAAAUAGGAAGAAAGUGUGGCCGUAUUCUUAGUCAAGUAUCAUACAGACUUUUUGAAGACAUGGGCCUCUUUGAAGCUUUCAAAAUUCCAGUUAGGGAAUUUAUGAACUACUUUCAUGCUUUGGAGAAUGGAUACAGGGAAAUUCCUUAUCAUAACAGAAUCCAUGCCACUGACGUCUUACAUGCUGUUUGGUUUCUUACUACACAACCUAUUCCAGGCCUCGCAACUGUGAUUAAUGAUCACGGAUCAGCAAGUGAUUCAGAUUCUGACAGUGGGUUUACCCAUGGACAUAUGGGAUAUGUAUUUUCAAAAAUGUACAGUGUGCCAGAUGAUAAAUACGGCUGUCUGUCUGGAAAUAUCCCCGCCUUGGAGUUGAUGGCCCUGUACGUGGCUGCAGCCAUGCAUGACUACGAUCACCCAGGAAGGACCAAUGCAUUCCUGGUUGCGACUAGUGCUCCUCAGGCGGUGCUCUAUAAUGACCGUUCAGUUCUGGAGAAUCAUCACGCAGCUGCUGCAUGGAAUCUUUUUAUGUCCCGGCCAGAGUAUAACUUCUUAGUUAACCUUGACCAUGUGGAAUUUAAGCAUUUCCGUUUUCUUGUCAUUGAAGCAAUUUUGGCCACUGAUUUGAAGAAACACUUUGACUUCAUAGCCAAAUUUAAUGCCAAGGUGAAUGAUGAUGUUGGAAUAGAUUGGACCAAUGAAAAUGAUCGUCUGCUAGUUUGUCAAAUGUGUAUAAAGUUGGCCGAUAUCAACGGACCUGCUAAAUGCAAAGAGCUCCAUCUUCAGUGGACAGAGGGUAUUGUCAACGAAUUUUAUGAACAGGGCGAUGAAGAGGCCAGCCUUGGGUUACCAAUAAGCCCCUUCAUGGACCGUUCUGCUCCUCAGCUGGCCAACCUGCAGGAAUCUUUUAUCUCUCACAUUGUGGGUCCUCUGUGCAACUCCUAUGAUUCAGCAGGACUGAUGCCAGGGAAAUGGGUGGAAGACAGUGAUGAGUCAGGAGAUACUGAUGACCCAGAAGAAGAAGAGGAAGAGGAGGAAGCAGCACCAAAUGAAGAGGAAACCUGUGAAAAUAAUGAAUCUCCAAGAAAGAAAACUUUCAAAAGGAGGAAAAUCUACUGUCAAAUAACUCAGCACCUCCUGCAGAACCACAAGAUGUGGAAGAAAGUCAUGGAAGAGGAACAGCGGUUGGCGGGAAUCGAAAAUCAGUCCCUGGACCAGUCUCCCCAACAGCAUUCCUCAGAGCAGAUCCAGGCCAUCAGGGAAGAAGAAGAAGAGAAAGGGAAGCCGAGAGGAGAGGAGCGCGGAACCCCAAAGCCAAACCAGUGACAAUGGAUAGAAUGAGCUCUGUCUCCAAACCGAGUGACUUGUCACAGACUCUCUUCAAGCCAGCACAACACUUAGACACAACACUGUAGAAAUACAAGAAGAUUGGCAAAUGGCUAUUGCAUUUGGGGAUUCUUCGCAUUUUAUGUGUUUAUUUUUACAGUGAGGUACAUGGUUAAAAACUCUUGUUCAGAGAAGCUUUCACGUCGCAACACCAGCUUCUAUGGAUUUUUUAAAGGAAGAAAUAUGUGUGUGUGUGUACAUAAGCUCACACGUAGAUACAUGUAAAACAUAUUCACACACAUACACACACACAUACACACUGAAAGCCAGAAUUACUGGUUCCACAAUUUAGUAAUAUUCAUAUUAAGAUAUAUAGUGGUCACUGUGAUAUACAAUAAAUCAGAAAAGAAAAAUAAGUGAAAACAAAGGAAAUGGUGAGGCUUAGCAGGGGAACAGUGCAGUAAAUGCAGGUUACAACUAAGAAGCUUAGUUGCUCUUAGUGCUAAGGGAUGAAAGUUCCAGAGAAUUAUUUGAAUUCUUACACAUCCUGCCAACAUCGUGUGUGCGUGUGUGUGUGUGUGUGUGUGUGUGUGUGGAGAGAGAGGAUGAAAGGGGUGUUUGUGGGUAUGUAUGUCUAUGUGUAUGUACAGAGAGAGUCUUGUGUUAGUAGUUAAUAGAAUUCCAGCAGCAGACAACUCAACACAUGUGAACAAGUGGAAGGAAGUUCACUCUGGAGUGUCUUUGAGGGGCAGCCAUUCCAAAUGCUUUCCUGCAUUUAGCUUCAAUAAAGGUCCUCUGUAGGGGCUGGGUGAGGGCCGUGUGAUGGUACUACUGCAAAACACCACUUGGAGGCUCUCUAUCACCGGCCUUAAGCGUGGAGGACGGAGGCAUUUUCCAAUCUACUCGCCUAAUGAAUGUAUAGGAGCUCUUUGUGAGUAUGUCACAUCACCAUGGAAGGGGAUGGCAUUCUUUAUGCAUACACGCCUAGGAAGAGCUGGAGUCAAGUCUUUUAAUACGGUUAGAAUUCUAAAAGAUUUCCAGAGAAGUCCUGGGAAAUUGCUCUUUAUAGUGAUCUCCCAUGUCUUAAUCUGGCACAGUGUAUGGUAGGAAAAGGAAAAGGAAAGGAAGGCAAGCAGAAACUGUGCAAGAGAGGAAGGGGAAAAUUUCACCCUAGGGUUUGGUGUUUGUGGACAUAGUGAAAGUUCGAUUCCUGGCAACUGUGCAGAUUGGCUUUUGGGUGGCAGAGGGCCCACUGCCCAGCCCUGCUGUGGUAUUCCACGUGCUGUGUGAUGGGGUGGCUUCUAUCUGCAGUCUGGCCGGUUGUCGUGCUGCUUUGGGCAGGGAAGAUGAAAGAAGAAUUUUGGGGACUGGGCCUAUUAUUGAAAGUCUUUUUGGUUUUGUUUUUUUUUUGGUUUAUUUGUUUAUCUACACUUGUUUAUGCUGUGAGCCAAACCUCUAUUUAAAAAGUUGAUACUCACUUUCAAUAUUUUAUUUCAUAUUAUUAUAUUUGUCAUGAAUAGUUAUCUCGAUGUAAAUAUAAAGAUUCUUUUUGUUUCUGUAGAUAGUAAACUUUUUUUAAAAAAGGGAAAAUGAAACAUUUUUAUAAAGUUAUAUUUUAAUCACCAUUUUUAUACAUUGAAGCUUUCUCCAAGCCCAGUAAGAGAGUGAGGAUUCAUUUGCAUGGAGGUCUGUGGACAGCCACUCUUCUACCUGCUCUAAUAGAAAUGAAACUCUGAUGCAGUUAUCGUGUGCCAAUUAAAUGAGGAUGCUGCAAGAAUGUUUUUUCACCAGUAACUUUUGCUAACUUUUGGGUCCAUGCCUCCCAAGAGAAAGACUUUUUAACCCAUACCACAAGUUUACCACUGGUGUCCAGUUCCUCCCAGCACUUCGGUUGUAGCUCUUCCUUCAAUAGUAUAUACAAAUCCGCUCCUCAUCCAAACAAGCUUCUCCGUAACUCUUGAUUGUGAUUUCUACUUUUUAUUUCCUCUGAAGUCAUUGAAAAGAGUGUUUACAUUAAAAAUGCCUUUGUUUCUCAUCAAUAGUUCAUUUUCCCUUCUGAAGCAAUGAUUUAAUCAGGUUAGAAUUCUAAAAAGUUUCCAGAGAAGAGCUGGGAAAUUGCUCUUCAAAUAGGCAAUGAUAAUACAAUAAAAACACACCAUGAUUUCAAGGCAGAUCUCCUAGUAAGCAGGAAAAUAUGGGAUGGAUGAAAUUGUUGCAGACCCUACCUAAAGGAAAAGAAUAAUUGCUUUUUUUUUUCCUUGAGUUAACACCAGGUCUUCAUUAUUUAGGACUUAGUGAGUUGUUUUCCGUUUUCUUAGUAUUGCCUGUGUGCCUUUAUGUUUGCAAAAGUUACUGUAAGUCAAAUACAUUUCCCUAGUUACCUGCUCUCCUCCCCUUGCAAAUAAGAGAAAGGAAAAAAAAAAGGAUUUAUAUUCACAUACCUCUUGUAUCUAAUUUCUUAACCAAACCAAUGUUUUCUCCUUCUCCAAAUGCCAUACUUCUCUAAAAUAAAUAUAAAUCAAGGAAAAAUCUAGGUGUGGCACAUCCGUAGAAUGGCAAGACAGCAGGUGUGAGUCUGGAACUGUCUAUUUGCAGCUUCAUCCAAGCUACAUGGCCCCAAGCCUGGCUGCCAGAACAGAAAUCUUAGCAGACUGCCUGGUUUCUUUUGUUUUGUCUUAAAGUACAUGAAAUAAUGAUGGCCAAAGCAGUUAGAACCUCUUCAUUCCAGAACUGUGUUUAUCAGUCUAGGAAGACUGAUCAUUUUUUUCUUAAAAAAUAAAUUACCUAUAUAUUAAAGCUAGAAGUCAAUUGAGAUAAAGGAAUGGAGAUGAUUCACCACGGUCAUGGCUAUCAUACACACCCAAUAUAUCCCAAAAGAUGCCUAGGAAUUUAGGAAGAUAUUUUCUGCUAGUGAAGUUCUCCCCUUCCUUGGUGACAGCAAUAUUAUUGUGUUCACUUCCAACUCCAGCACUUAAUUUCUUAAAGUGUAUUUGUUGCAUUUACUACAUUUUUAUAUGAGUCUAAUUAUAGGUGCCAUUGGAUCAACUCAGGUCUUUCAAAUGGAAGAAUCUCUAGCCCAUUUAGGGAAAAAGAUAAUUGUAUAGAACCAAUGGUAGGAAGAGUUGGAACUGAACACCCUGAUGCUAGUGGUUGUUCACAAAAAGUCCAGGUAUAACACAAGUGUUCCCAACGCUAUCUCCAGCUCACUGAGAGGAUGUCUUUUCCAGUUGUCUAUCUAAACCAAUCCUCAAAAUAUCCUUUGAUGAAAACACCACUUUACACAUUCUUUAAAAAGUUGCUUUUCUCAUUUACACAAGAACCGGUUUUAUUCUCAGAAGAUGAAGACGGUAGCUCCGCACAGGGCUACGUCUAUCUCGAUCUUCGUCUAACGGGUCAUUUCCUCAUAUUAUACUCAAGAAAAUACCCAUUUUCUAAAAGCAGAAUACCCAAUUCUUUCUGGUCCAUUUGGAUGGAAUUCCAGAACAAAUUCUAACCAUUACAAUCCCAGUACUAAAGAAAAGGGAUUGUGUGUCACGUAGACUGUUCACAGUACAUGUAUGUGUCGCGAUUUCCUCAUGUCCCCUGCCUCUCUUGGGUCGUGAUUUCCCAGUGUCCCUGUCACUUUCCCAGAGAACUUUCUUUGAAGGUAAAAGCUGUGCAAAGGCAUGAGACUCAGGCCUAUACUUUGUUUAAAUGAUGGAAAAAUAUAUAAAUUAUUUUCUAAGUAAUAAAGAUAUGAACAUUAUCAUUGUAAAUAAAGUUUAAAGUUUGAAAUGA